Messenger RNA from Ostrinia furnacalis (Asian corn borer), 547 nucleotides. RefSeq names its product ribosomal protein L28 (gene RpL28). The transcript has a single exon. Gene Ontology annotation, cellular component: ribosome. The record is from RefSeq and is a predicted model, not a curated record. NCBI's taxonomy places the organism in Eukaryota, Metazoa, Arthropoda, Insecta, Lepidoptera, Crambidae. Gene Ontology annotation, biological process: translation. Gene Ontology annotation, molecular function: structural constituent of ribosome. The coding region runs from base 87 to 506 and encodes 139 amino acids.
UAAUUUAGCGACAUCUUCCUUUUUGUCUACGGACACGUCGUGAGCACGUUGUAUUGAGUGUAGUUUUUACGGUAAAAACUACAAAAAUGUCGUCCCAUCUCAACUGGAUGAUCAUUCGUAACAACAACGCCUUCCUCGUCAAGAAGAAGAACAUCAAAAAGCCGUUCAGCAAGGAGCCCAACAAUGUGACUAACCUCAACUCGUACCGAUACAAUGGCUUGAUCCACAAGAAGGCCGUCAGCGUGGUUGAGAACCCGGACAGGAAAGGAUUCACAGUUGUGUACAAAAAGGCUAAGGCAACCCACAAGCCCGCCAAGAACACUGUUAGGCGGCCAUUCAAAGCCGGCGCCAGGAGGUCCCUCUUCAAGGUAAAGAGACUGCUGAAAGCCAACCACUACCGCACCGACCUUUGCAAGGCUACCCUUCGUCGCGCGUCUGCCAUCCUCAGGUCUCAGAGGCCCAUCAAGGCGAAGAAACCUAAGGCGGCAGCUGCCAAGACAGAAUAAUUUUAACAUGUAAGGGAUUAAUAAAAAAAGUUAAAAAACUA